UCCGGACUAUAAAUUCCCAAUCCCGAAAAAUUAAAAGUGAGUGUUUGGCUAGAUAGAAAAUUUACAGAGGAAGAAAGAGAAAUGGUUGGUAUGUUGUGAUUUGCAUUUUCCCUGUAAUUUUCCUACCAAACAUGGAAAAGAAGGGAGAGGGGAAUGGUAGCGGCAACGGAAAAGACGGGAUGGGGUCGGAUCAGGAGAAGAAAAUUGAGGAGUUCUUUGCGCUGAUCAGAAGCUACCGAGAGGCUUGGAAUCGGCGGAAGAGUGAACUAAAUGGAGAAUCGAAAUCGGAAGAGAGCGAAGCGGCGACGGUAAGGAAGAGGAAGACGAGGAGCGCGAGCGAGGAGCGGCCGCGGUGGGUACCGUCGCUCGAGUGGGAAGAUUUCACGACAAAGGUUGAGUUUAGAUCUCAGUCCCAUCCUCCGGUUCUGGCGAGAAGUGCUCCCGAUUCUAAGAAGAAAAAGGAGGAGGAGAAAGAAGAGGAUGCCGAAGGAGAAGGCCUAGAUCUGAAACUCACUCUCUGAAUUUUGAAUUCCUAUGGUGUGCUGAUGGUGGUUGCUUUUUUCUUUGAUUUUGAUUUUUUAUUUCGGUGUAUAUGAGAGUAAAGAUCCGAACAAGGAAAAUGUUUCUCUGGAUGAUUGUUCAUAAGUUUUGUUUUGUUCUCGCUGUUAAUUUAUUCAACUUUUCAGAUAAA
This is a messenger RNA of Malania oleifera, 691 nucleotides long. RefSeq names its product protein NIM1-INTERACTING 1-like. The record is from RefSeq and is a predicted model, not a curated record. Gene Ontology annotation, biological process: regulation of systemic acquired resistance. The transcript has a single exon. NCBI's taxonomy places the organism in Eukaryota, Viridiplantae, Streptophyta, Magnoliopsida, Santalales, Ximeniaceae. The coding region runs from base 132 to 521 and encodes 129 amino acids.